GUCCCGACCAUUCCGACCGCAGCAGCUUCAGCAGCAGCAGCAGCAGCGCUGAUGGAGCAGCAGUUCUGGAAGAGGAGGAGGAAUAACGGGUGAAUAAAAUCGGUGACGGUAACGAUUACGGCGCAGACUGCUGUUUGUGGUGCUUCAGGACUGCGUUUCGGUAAAUGAAGGUGUUUUAGGUAUUUGCUCAGCUGUGUGGAGUGUUGAUGUUUGGAGCCAAACUAAAGCAGCAUAAGAACAAAAGAACAUUGGAUGUCUAGUUUUUUCCUAAUCUGCUCAAGCAGACUGUUCUGGAUUGUCUUUUGAGGUGUCCUUGGACUUCACCUGUGUUGCCUCCUCACUUUUAAUGUAGGUGGACUGAGCAAUGUUUCUUAUGCAAGACAAGGAAGCUUGCUUUGCUGUUUACAUCUAGCCAGGCCAAUUUGAAUGUUUGAAUAGUAAUCCCAAAUCCCCUCUUGGAGACUGCUAAGUCAGUGACAGGCACUGAGCUGAGAAGAUUAAUAUCCUAUUAGAUCUAAGAGAGCAGGGGAGGAGGAACACCUGUUUCACUGAACAUCCAAAUCCAGGCCACUCUGCUCAUAUUGUAUUUGACUUUUCUCUUGUGUAUAAGACAGUGUCUUUUUCUUUCUCUGCGUGUCUGUAUUUUCUUCCACCUCAUUCCCACCCACAGAGCGUGAAAAAGAGGCAGUCAUUGCUUGUUUUCGCCAUCUUUAGUAUAGGGGAGACUGUGUUUAGUUUGCUAAAUGGUGGCCUCAAGAGCAUAGUGACAUUCAUGGUAAGCCAGCAGCCCCCUUCAGCCUGGCUUUUAAAAAAGGAGGCUAAAGAAAGAGGGAAUGUGAUGAGCCAAGUCUUUCUCAUUCAGCCUUUGCCUCUGAGCUGCUCUCUGGAAACCUACGUUCACUGUGAUGGCUUUGUCUCCUCGGCCAGCUGAGAGAGAGACGAUCCCGGGCGUAUGAAGGACUAAUCUUAGGACUGUGAAUCAAAAGCAAAACACACGCAUACACACAUACAUGCUGAAUGCUGCAGAAACAGUAGGCUCCCUGUCUGGGCUCCCACUGUUUGGGACCUGUGUUGUUCUUUUCUUUUUUCUGCUCUCUAUCCCUGUGGGUUUGGAUGCUUGAAGACAAGAGCUACUUUGAAGGAGCAGAACUUGGCGGCGGUUUGGUGGCAUUCGACAGGCUGCCGGCCCAUUCUAGCUGACCGUCGUCCUCUGUGCUGCUCGCCCACUGGACCUGCUCUCUAGACCAGAGCUGUGUGGGAGUGCGGGGUACAUGAAACCCUGCUGACAAAGCCUAGCCCCUGGACCUUCUGGGGCUUGUAAGGAUUUUAUUUUUGCACCUUUUUCAUUAACCUGUGGAUAAUUUUUCCACCCUCACAAUCCUUGCUGCAUUGCUCUUCUGCGGAAAGGCCAGGAUGAAGCUGAAAAAGCAGGUGACGGUGUGUGGCGGGGCCAUUUUCUGUGUGGCCGUCUUCUCCCUCUAUCUGAUGCUGGACCGGGUCCAGCACGACCCUGCCAGGAGACAGAAUGGGGGGAACUUUCCAAGGAGCCAGAUUUCGGUGUUGCAGAACCGCAUUGAGCAACUGGAACAGCUUCUGGAGGAGAACCAUCAGAUCAUCAGCCACAUUAAAGACUCUGUGCUGGAACUCACAGACACGGGUGCUGUCUCCCCCAGUGGCCACUUACCCUUCCGCAGCGCCAAUGGCUCAUGGGUGCUGCCCUUUGAUGGCAGACCUACCUUUCUCUCAGUAAAGCCCCAGGACUGCCAGUUUGCACUGGGCCGCCGUGGCCAGACUGACCUGCAGAUGCUGGAUGUGUAUUCCUUGCUGAGCUUUGAUAACGUGGAUGGAGGCGUGUGGAAGCAGGGCUUUGAGAUCACAUACGAGCCUUCCGAGUGGGACAGUGAACCCCUGCAAGUUUUUGUAGUGCCCCACUCCCACAAUGAUCCAGGCUGGGUCAAAACUUUUGACAAGUACUACAAUGACCAGAUGCAGCACAUUUUCAAUAACAUGGUGGUCAAGCUUGCUGAAGACCCACGCAGGAAGUUCAUCUUGUCUGAAAUUUCAUUCUUUGUGAAAUGGUGGGACAGUGCAGAUGCUCACAAACAGGAAGCAAUACGCAAACUUAUCCUGGGAGGGCAGCUAGAGAUCGUGACAGGGGGCUGGGUAAUGACAGAUGAAGCCAACGCACACUACUUUGCCAUGAUCGACCAGCUUAUCGAAGGCCAUCAGUGGCUGGAGAGGAACUUGGGUGUGAUCCCUCGCUCAGGAUGGGCUGUUGACCCUUUUGGCCACAGUGCAACGAUGCCUUACCUGCUGAAGAAAGCUAAUGUGACCAGCAUGUUGAUUCAAAGGAUACACUACUCCAUUAAGAAGCAUUUUUCCUCUACACGUAGCCUGGAGUUUAUGUGGAGACAGGCUUGGGACCCUGAAUCAGGAACAGACCUGUUCUGUCACAUGAUGCCCUUCUACAGCUAUGAUGUGCCUCACACCUGUGGGCCAGACCCAAAGAUCUGCUGUCAGUUUGACUUUAAAAGGCUGCCAGGCAGCAGGGUCAACUGUCCUUGGAAGGUGCCUCCUCGUGCCAUCACAGACGCCAACGUGGCAGAGAGGGCGAAUGUCCUUUUGGACCAGUAUCGCAAGAAGUCCAAGCUUUUCCGUAGCAAAGUGGUACUAAUACCACUGGGAGAUGAUUUCCGCUAUGAUAAAUCUCUAGAGUGGGACCAGCAAUAUAUCAACUACCAGAAGCUUUUUGAUUACAUGAACUCUCACCCAGAAAUGCAUGUGCAGGCCCAGUUUGGCACUCUGACAGACUACUUCAAUGCAGUGUAUAAGGCUAAUGGGGUCUCUCAAGGAGCAAGACCACCUGGUUACCCCGUACUGAGUGGAGAUUUCUUUGCUUACGCUGACCGAGAGGAUCAUUACUGGAGUGGCUACUACACCUCCAGACCCUUCUACAAGAACCUGGACCGUAUCCUCGAAUCCCACCUAAGGGGUGCAGAGAUCCUGUACAGCUUGGCUGUGUCUCAUGCACGCCAUGCAGGCAUGGAAGGACGCUACCCCACCUCAGACUACUCCCUUCUGACAGAUGCCAGACGCAACAUCGGCCUUUUCCAGCACCAUGAUGCCAUCGCUGGAACUGCCAAAGAGGCAGUUGUUACUGACUACGGGACAAGAUUACUACGCUCACUGAUUGGAUUGAAAAGGGUGAUCAUUAAUGCAGCACACUUUCUCAUCAUGAAGAACAAAGAUGUGUAUCGUUUCUACCAGACCGAGCCUUUCCUGGAGACGGAUGACAGACGUGCCACACAGGAUUCCUUACCCCAGCGGACAUUGAUUGAGUUGGAUUCCUCUCCGAGGUACUUGGUGCUGUUUAACCCAGUGGAGCAGGAGCGGCUGUGUGUGGUCACUGUACUAGUCAACUCUGCGAAGGUCCGGGUGCUCACUGAGGAUGGACAGACCCUACCGGUGCAGCUCAGUGCACAGUGGAGCUCUGCUGUACAGAUGAGUGGAGAGGUCUAUCAGGCUUCCUUCAUGGCUCGGCUACCAGCUCUGGGAUUGGCUGUGUUCCACCUGUACGACUCUGUUGAUUCUCCCAUGACUCUUCGUUCCGAUACACUGCUAAGGUUACCAGGCCGUAGCCAGACUGUGCGAGGCGUGGAUCCCCUUCCUGUGCGCUCACAAAUAGCUGACCCCCAGCCAUUCUACAUCCAGACCCAGUCCCUGACAUUGGCCUUUUCUGGCACCACUGGUCUGCUGGAGAGUAUCCGGCGUAAAGAUGACCCUCAGGAGGUUCGGGUACAGGUUCAGUUCUUUACUUAUGGAACUCGCCCUUCCAAGGAUAAGAGUGGUGCUUAUCUGUUUCUACCAGAUGGAAAUGCAAAGCCCUACACACAAAGAGAUCCUCCUAUUGUGCGCGUGGUGGAGGGUCCUCUUUUCGCAGAGGUGGUCACGUACUACCAGCACUUCCAGCAGACAGUUCGCAUACACAAUGUUCCAGGUGUUGAUGGACUGUCUCUGGAUAUCACCACCUUAGUGGACAUCAGGGACCAGACUAAUAAAGAGCUGUCCAUGCGGCUGCAUACAGACAUUCAGAGUGAGGACACGUUCUACACAGACCUCAACGGAUUUCAGAUACAACCACGCAGAUACUUUCAAAAGCUGCCGCUGCAGGCCAACUUCUACCCUAUGCCAACCAUGGCCUACAUCCAGGAUAGCCAGUACCGUCUGACCUUGCACACGGCCCAGGCACUGGGGGUCACCAGCCUUGCCAGCGGUCAGUUGGAGGUGAUGCUGGACCGCAGAUUGAUGCAGGACGAUAACCGGGGUCUGGGACAGGGUGUGAAGGACAACAAGAGGACAGCCAACCGCUUCCGUCUACUGCUGGAGAGGAGGACCAGCAGCAGCAGGCCUGUGGGCUCUUAUGCCAAAGUCAGCCACAUGUUAAAUAAAAUCAUCUCUCAUGUUUUUGGAGACACAGAGAAAGAGGCUGUUGACAGUGGACCAGUCAGUUUCCCCUCACUGUUGAGUCACAUGACCUCCUCCAUCCUCAACCACGAGGUUCUGGCACUGCCGGUCAUCCCGAAGAAGAGGGGCGUGCCCCCCCUCCGCACCUUCGCCCCACUGGCUAAUGCACUGCCCUGUGACUUCCGUCUGCUCAACCUCAGAAGCAUUCAGAACCAGGAUGCCCAGUCCCCCUCCCUGUACACAGCUCUGCUCCUGCACCGCCUGGGACUGGACUGCGGCUUAGAGGCCCAGAACCCUGGCUUUAACUGCACUACCACGCAAGGAAAGUUGGCCGUGUCUGCGCUGUUCCGGGGUUUGGACCUGCAGCUGCUGCAGCCCAUGUCUCUGACGCUGAUGUACUCGGGUACUCCUCUCUCCAACAGCUCUAUCAUCAGCCUGGAGCCCAUGGAGCUGUCUACCUAUAAGCUCAAACUGCGCUAGGACUCGACAGAACAGGGCCCCGGCCCACCGGAGCGGCCCGCACACUACUGCUGUCAGUGUAGGACGGGUGGACACUUGCAGAGUUUCUCUCGUCUUUCUCUGAGGCGGAGGACGAGCGUAAACACACAAAAACAAGACCAAGCGAUAUGGGAUGUAUGAAUCACAAUGGAAUGUGCUGGACCUUCUUAAAGACUGUUUGUUUGUUUUUACAAGGGAGAUUUCAGCACAGUUCCACAUACAGUAGCUGUCCCAGAACCUGAAAUGAAGAUAUGAAGAUUUUUUUUUUGUUUGUUUUUGGAUUUAAUAUGCUUGAGAUUCAUUUCAGCAGAUGACUAGUGGCUUUUUAUUAGACAUGGAUGAUUGAUGAGGAGCAUCUGAAACUUCAUUACUUUGUCGUCCUGGCUGGCUGGCUGGAACCACUGACAUUUCUUUCCAUUUCCCUUCCCCUUCUCUUUCUCUCUCUCUCUUGCUCUCUCGCUCCCCUGACCACCGUUCUUUUUUUCUGUAUCUUGCACUGUAUGUUGAAACUCUUGGGACUCUGUACUGUAUGUAAAUAUGUCUUUGACUCCUUCAUGAACUUGUGGGACUGAGUGCAAUAUGUGAAGCUUCUACUUCAGGGGAGGGAGGGAGGGAUUGGGUCUUAUUUUGACACCAUUAUGCAGAAGCUGAGCUUGAAACUGUGUCGCUGUCCUCUGAGCUCUAACCUCUUCUCCCCUUUUGUACUUCAGUGGAUGGACUUCGCUGCUUGCAAUAGCUGCAUGUUCCUGUGAAUGUGUGCUCGCUCACUCAUUUUGGCAGUUGAGUGGAGACUGUUAUCGUCACCUACGGUCCGCUUAGGGACUUGCCCUACUGCCCCCGUACUCCCACUCAGAUAUCAGUCAGUGGCUUGGACUGGUCUGUUUAGGUUGGGUUCUCCUCACUCAUCUUCCUCUGCUGCAGUGGGAAGAGAAAUGAUAAAGUGACUGGCAGAAAUAUAGCUUUUGUUUUUACCUGGCUUAUCCUUCACUGUUGACCCCUUUUUGUUGCUCAAAAAUGCUGCUCCCUCCAAACGAGCCAGUUUACACAUUAUGCGCAUCGUUCCACCCAGGCCGACCGCGGUAAGGAUGGUGUAGCAUAAAGUAUGCAGUAGGUCAGGAGUGUCAAACUCAAGCCUCAGUUUUGCAGAGAUCAUUUUCCGGUGAGCCAGUCUUGUUUACCGUCAUCUAACUCUAAAUUCAACUCAUGAAGGCUGUUGUCGUCGUUAGCCUCGCUUAUGAGUCAGGUAAAAUGCACUAGAGCAGCAGUCAAUCUGCUUGCUGCUGAGAGUUUAACUCUUUAUUUACUUCCACUGGAGCUUUGGCGCUUUUCCCCUGCAGGACCUAAUGGUUGCUUAGACCAUACUUUACCCAGUCUUGCAUACAGGUCUACACCAGCAUGGAAUGGUACAGUUCCAAGAUGUUACAGUCAGGACUAAGAUAUUCAAAGAGCCUGAUUUCACAACAUUAAAGAGAUGCUAGCAAUGCUAACUUAAAAUUGAGCAUUUUUUUUUUAUAUGUUUAAGCAACAAAAAGAGCUACUGUGUCCACCUUCGACCAACAAGAUUGUUCUUGGUCGUUAUCUGUACAGGAAAUAUAAAAAAGACCCUGGGUCUUGUAGCACAAUGGUGACAGAAACGUGGAGCUAAUCAGCCAAUCAAAAUUCUUACUUCACUAAGCUCUUUCACUGUUAGUAAGUAUCCAAGGAUCCAAGGUUCAGACUAGGUUACUGAAGAGGCUAAAAGACUUCUUGUUUACCCUGAAGCUGGCUGGGCAAUGAUGUCUGUUUAAGACACCCUAAACACUGUUUAAAACAAAGACUUGGAACUUGAUAGGGAUAAAAAAAAAAAGAAAAGAAAAAGAAAACUGGACUCGAUCUGUAAGCGCUCUGUGCCGAACUGCCAGCUGGAACAGCCAGCAGAAUGGUGUGUGCCCUUUGUGCUCAGAACUUUUCUGCCCUGCAGUGGAAAAGAGGCUAUACAGUUGUGUUAUAUAAGAUUUGGUUUCACUGAACUGAACAGAGUGCUGUGGCUCUUCAGGACUGGAGGUUGACACUCCUGUAGUAGAUAACGAUACCUCUUCUUACACAUUCUAUAUAUGAACAGUUGAAACGUGCAAUAUGAAACUGUGGGAACUGUGCUGACUGAUCUGAUGGUGUACAGCGCAGUGUUGAGGCAUUAGGGCAGAAUGUAUGUAUGGAGAAGGCAGUGGUCACUGCAGAGCACAGGAAGGAGUGAGCCAGUGGUCAGUUCCAUCAUGCUGAAUUUUGGAUCAGCGUGGGGAAGGAACAGCUGCAGGCUCCUGAUGUCAUCUGGUCUCAGCUCAGCCUGAAGGCUUGGAUCAUAUCCCUGUGUGUAAAGAGAUCAGUGGUUGUUAACACUAAUUGCAUUGUGCUGAGGAGAACCCUAGCCACAGCAGAUGCAUUGUAAAGUUCCAUUCCAGUGGUGUCUACCAUCGUAGAGUCUAAUCAGGGUGCAUCUCUCUCUCUCGCUCUCUCUCUCUUGCUCUUAAACUCUUUCUCGCUCUCGCACAGUCUGUCAGAGUGCAGUUCUCUAUGCUGCUCACUCUUUACCUUUUGCCAUUUAAUGUGACUGCAUUACAUCCUCCCGGGAGGGAAGGAGCCGUCUUCUGUUGAACCGAGAAGCUGUCUCCCGCUACUUGCUAACUCGCUAACUCUGCUGCUGACCUCGGCACCCAGCUCACCUUCAAACGGCGUUCUCGCAUAGAGCCUCAAAACCAUAUGAAUAACUGUGACAGAGGAAUGCUGCUGGAGAGGAGGUCAGGAGGCUAGAGGCUGCUCGUGAGACCUCUGGAAUGGAGUCGUCACUCUUGCUUAUGUCUACUCUGUACAAGCUACACUAGAUGGGCAAAAGUAUUAGGACACCUGCUUAUUCAUUUUGUUUAUACCAAAAUCAAGGGUAUUAAAACAGUUUAUCCUGCUUUUGUUGGAGUAACUGUUUCUACUGUUUGCAAUAAUCCUAAUGCAUUGCUGUGAGGAUCUGAUUUGAUUGGAUCUGAUUGCAUUCAAGAGUGCAAGACACAUUUAUCACCUCAUCUCCUAAAUCUCUAACUCAUCCCAUCCAGCACCAUAAACCUCCCACAGAACACAGUUCGACUGCUCUACAGCUCAGUGCUGCCUGGGGGAUUUAUACCCCUUUAGACCACACCUGGAUUUGGCACAAUAGGUACAUGUUUGUAUAUUUUUCCAUAGAGUACUAACACUUCUCUACAUGUGUGCAACAUCUGUGUCAAUAACAAUGGGUGUAACUUGGAAGUAGCUGAAUGCAUUCAUUACAAAGGAUGUCCAUAAACAUUUGGACAUCUUAGCUCUGGGGAAAAAAAAUAAGAGACCACUUCAGUUUCUGAAUCAGUUUCUCUGAUUUUGCUAAUUAUAGGUAUAUGUUUGAGACCUCCAAUAAUGCAAGGAAAAAAAGUUCAUAUUCAUAAAGUUUUAAGAGUUCAGAAAUCAAUAUUUGCUGGAAUAAUCCUGGUUUUUAAUCACAGUUUUCAUGCAUCUUGGCACGUUUUCCUCCACCAGUCUUAUAUGCUGUUGGUGCAAAGUAGUUCAGUUUGGUUUGAUGGCUUGUGAUCAUCCAUCUUCCUCUUGAUUAUAUUCCAGAGGUUUUCAAUUUAGUAAAAUCAAAGAAAAUCAUUUUUAAGUGGUUUCUCAUUUUCUUUUAGAGCUGUAUCGUGUCAGACUGUGCUGUGAUGAAGUGCAUAAUCUGAAGCUAAUGACCAACAUCAGAAUUAGGAGCCACCUCCUCUUAGAGAGUCUCAGCUCCUGAAGAUCCUAAGAUUACUUAGGUUUAGGUUGUUUUCACAUCUGCACAUUAAACAGGACUGUUUUCAUUCUGUGUUCUGUAGGUGCAGCUUAACCUGUUAAAAUUCACAAAUAAUCACUACAGCUGUGAACAGAUACUAUCUCUGCUGUUGCUUCAUGUGAAGUUACGCAUAGUUCUUCACUAGUCCAGAACACAGGACCUUUUUCCUGUAUUUACUUUACUGCUCCUGCCCCAGACAGAUUUUGACCAAUAAUCAGAGAGAAUGUUCUUACAUUCUUACAUGUUGGUGAGUUGUGUUAUUGCUUGUGUGAAAACAAACCAAGAAUAAUGCUUAAGGAUGAAGUUUACAAACUGGUUAACAAGUAUGGAUAUGAGUAAAUGAACAGUUUAUGUAUGCUGGAUAGACAGGAUCUUAAGAGCUGAGUGGAAGACAAGUGUAGUUUUUUCUUUAUUUUUAGUCCUAGCCUUUGCCUUGAGCUGUUUUGCCACCCCCCCUGUCUGUUUACCCAUCAUAUCUCACGGCCAUGCUGCUUCUCCCGGCCUGCUUCUGCCCUCAGACCAUACUCGAUCCUCGCCUAGAGCUGUUUGGAUAAGUCCUGCCGUAAGUGUUCCUCCUCAUUCGUUCGUGUUGUAAGAUGUUGGGUUUUUAUGUUCUGUUUGAGACGGAAAUGCUGUGUUUAUUUCCUCUCUUGCUGUGUUUAUUCCCUCUUGGAGGUGUUUUUAAUGGGGAAAAAAUGAUGCAUAAAAAGAAGAAGCAACGAUGCAAAGCCGCUCAAGUUGACAUUUAAUAAACAUCAGCCAUGGACGUUAAGUUGAUGUCUGCGCCUGUCUGUUGAGUUGUUCUGCAUUGGAGACAUGUCCAUGCAUGAGGAAUAUCAAGAAGUGUGUCAGAGAGAAUAUAGUAUAUAGUAUAUGUAUUGUCUUACUGAGGUAAUAGAAGCAGCACCACAGGAGUGUCAGGGGCUGCCUGCAUGGUAGAAGCCUUUUCAUGGUGUUUGUCUGUAGUGCAUAGGCAGGGGGCAGUAGGGGGUCGUCUUUUGGACGGCUGCAGUGUGGAGUUCCAAGCUGAGCGGAGGUCUUCUAGUGAUGCAUCCCUUUUUCUUUUUAUUCAUUUAUUUAUUUAUUUAUUUUUGAUCUACCACCCACAUAUGAAAGCACCAGCACAACAACUACAGAUACUCUCUGAUGUCUCCGAGCCUGUGCCCUCCUGCCACCCUCUGCCACCCCCUGCCAAGUAAGAGGCCUCGUGUCUUGGGAAACAACAGAGCGGUCUGGCCUCUGCUGAACUGCCAGCAUGCCUUCCAUGUAAGACCUUCCCCAUCUCUGUUCCAUCACUCAAUCACCCACUGGCAGGGGUUUGGUAGAAAUUGCCUGUGUACUCUGGCCUGACACCAAUUUACCCAGUUUUUCUUGCAGGGGCUGAGGUUAGCGUUUUAGGUGAGGGAAGGAAGCUGAUUCCAAAACUGUCCUAAAGCAGAGGAGGCAACGGAGUCAGCGCUCGCCUUUAUCAAUCACUCCGCCUGGCAGAAGAGAGGAGGGUAAAGAAGCAGAGGGAAGCAGUGCAGUCCUCCAGCUGCCGUCCUAAUCUAAGAAGACAAGCGUGCAGAUUGGGUGCACCGUGGAGUCACGGCGGAGAGAUCUGAUCACAGGAUAAGCAUUAGCUGAGCAGCUGAGGUAGGGCUUAUGGAGAGAUGUGUGGAUUGCUGAUUCAGGACCUUGUAAGGUUGUGUGGACAUUAGAUAAUGACUGAACUAAUAGAAAUGUACCAGAAUUGCUAAAAGAAUAAAUGAGUGUAUACAUUCACGUUUA
Molecule: messenger RNA, 10549 nt
Organism: Astyanax mexicanus (Mexican tetra)
Lineage: Eukaryota; Metazoa; Chordata; Actinopteri; Characiformes; Acestrorhamphidae
Gene: man2a2
Product: mannosidase, alpha, class 2A, member 2
Exons: 24
Coding region: 1414-4944 (1176 amino acids)
Biological process (GO): mannose metabolic process; protein deglycosylation; N-glycan processing
Cellular component (GO): Golgi membrane
Molecular function (GO): carbohydrate binding; alpha-mannosidase activity
Source: RefSeq, a predicted model, not a curated record